Nerophis lumbriciformis (worm pipefish) is the source of this 1314-nucleotide messenger RNA. NCBI's taxonomy places the organism in Eukaryota, Metazoa, Chordata, Actinopteri, Syngnathiformes, Syngnathidae. The record is from RefSeq and is a predicted model, not a curated record.
AUGGACACCGUGACCGAGUCGGCCCUGGCCAUCGCCUUGGCCCAGGAAGGCGGUCUCGGGGUGGUACACAAGAACCUAUCGAUCGACGAGCAGGCCACCGAGGUCACAAGGGUGAAACGCAGCGAGGCCGGCAUGAUCGUCGACCCGGUGACCAUGCAGCCGCAGGCGAAGAUCCGCGACGCCCUGGAGGUGAUGGCGCGCUACAAGAUCUCCGGCCUGCCGGUGACCGACGCCGACGGUCGCCUGGUGGGCAUCUUGACCAAUCGCGAUCUGCGCUUCGAGGUCGAUCACGACCGGCCGAUCAGCGAUCUGAUGACCCACGAGAACCUGGUCACAGUGCCCCAGGGCACAACCCUCGACGAAGCCAAAUCACUGCUUCACAAGCACCGCAUCGAAAAGCUGCUGGUGGUCGACGACGAGGGCAAUCUGACCGGCUUGAUCACGGUCAAAGACAUUCAGAAGAUGUCGACCUAUCCCGAUGCCUGCAAGGACGAGCUCGGCCGUCUGCGAGUAGGCGCCGCGGUCGGCACCGCGGUGACUAUGGAGCGGGCCCGCACCUUGAUCGACGCCAAGGCCGACCUGCUGGUAGUGGAUUCGUCCCACGCCCACAGCGACGGCGUGCUCGAUGCCCUGGCCACUCUGCGCGAGCAACUGCCCGAUGUACCGUUGAUCGUCGGCAACGUCGCCACUGGCCAGGGCGCUCGCGAUUUGAUCGAGCGCGGCGCUGACGCGAUCAAGGUGGGCAUCGGCCCGGGCAGCAUUUGCAACCGGAUCGUCACCGGAGCUGGCAUGCCCCAGGUCACGGCGAUCAACGACUGCGCGGCAGGCGGCCGAGCACGGUGUGCGGUGAUUGCCGACGGUGGCAUCAAGUUCUCCGGCGACUUGACCAAGGCGAUCGCCGCGGGAGCCUCGUCGGUGAUGAUCGGAUCGAUUUUUGCUGGCACCGAAGAGAGCCCCGGAGAGACCAUCCUCUACCAGGGCCGCACCUACAAGGCCUACCGGGGCAUGGGUUCGCUGUCGGCAAUGCGCCGCGGCAGCGCCGAGCGCUACUUCCAAGACGACACCCAACCGCUGUCGAAGAUGGUCCCCGAAGGCAUCGAAGGGAUGGUGCCGUUCAAAGGCAGUGUGCACCAGACCAUCCAGCAGCUGACCGGCGGGCUGCGCUCCGGCAUGGGCCUAUCCGGCGCCAUCGAUAUCGAACAGCUGCGCACUCGGACCCGUUUCGUGCGGAUUUCCGGCGCCGGUCUCAGAGAAAGCCACGCCCACGACGUAGUGAUUACCAAAGAAGCCCCCAAUUACUGGGUCGAGCGUUAG